Messenger RNA from Komagataella phaffii GS115, 942 nucleotides. RefSeq lists its product as uncharacterized. The transcript has a single exon. Gene Ontology annotation, cellular component: EMC complex. Lineage: Eukaryota; Fungi; Ascomycota; Pichiomycetes; Pichiales; Pichiaceae. The coding region runs from base 1 to 942 and encodes 313 amino acids. Gene Ontology annotation, biological process: protein folding in endoplasmic reticulum. Gene Ontology annotation, molecular function: protein binding. The record is from RefSeq and is a predicted model, not a curated record.
AUGGCCACCAAGGACAGACUCCUCAAACUCUAUGCUGGAGGCCAGCAUGUCACUAUGUCGCCUGAAAAACUAAACGAUGUAUAUUCAUUGAGCAAACAAUUCACGGCACUUCUUACGUCCAGUAAGAAUUCCUAUUGUUCCGAAAUUGAAUACUUCCAGCUAAUGGAGCUCCAGUUCUACCUAGCUCUACAGACAAACCACGAUGUGGAGGCAAAAAAAUGCAUGGAUAUCAUGACAGACAGAUUCAAUAUCAAUGAAUCGGAAAAGCUGAUUGGGCUGAGAGCUUUGUACUUGCAGGCAACUGUAGGAAACGAACAAGCCUUUCAAUUGUUGAAGCAAUCGGGAGAGAUAGCCACUCGUGGUUCCACAUUGGAAAACACAUCUGAAGAUUUAUUACAUUUGAAGAAAAGAGCUGUUCUGGUUCAUCAAAAUGAUCCUCCGGAGAAAUACGUUGAGAUGUUGCUUAAGUUUUCAGAAGUGACUCCUCUGGAUACUUCUGUAUGGAAAGAGUUGGCUGAUCAAUAUAUUAAGCUUAAUCAUUAUGACAAGGCAAUUAAUUGUCUCCAAGAGAUCUUAUUAAUACAACCCUUUGCUUACAAUAUCAUAGCACUACUUGCUGAAACAGAACUACAGUAUAUCAAACAGUUAGAAUCAGAGUUGAAAGGUCCAGGAGCAUACGUAAUCAAGGACAAGUUGAGAGAGGUUAGAAUCUCAUGCCGAAGACAUUUUCUACGGAGUGUGGAAUUAUGCAGUAACUAUGCCCGAGGUUGGUCAGGCGUAUUAGCUGUGACAAGUCAAGAAAUCUCACCCCAGAGAGACACCACUGAGGUGAAACUACACCAUUUGGCUACCCAAAGAUUGAAAGAGAUUCAAGAGAAAAAGUUGAGCAGUGACGAAAACUUGAAGUAUGUCACUCCUAUCCUCACAAAGUAUCAAUCAUAG